Blepharisma stoltei is the source of this 333-nucleotide messenger RNA. Lineage: Eukaryota; Ciliophora; Heterotrichea; Heterotrichida; Blepharismidae. The record is from the annotation of a GenBank genome assembly.
AUGAAAAACAAAGUUAUUAUUGAAAUUUGCUUUGUUUUUAUUGGAGAUAAUAAAAAUUACAUAUGCUCUUGCAACUCUGAUUUCGCUAAAUUUAGAAAUAUGACGAUGAGACCUUGUGAAGACAAGCAGAAUUGUUGAAUAAUUAUUAACGGGUUCAAUAAAAUUUAUAAGCAUUACAUUCAUGAUUGAUACAACAAAUACUUUCCUCCAUGGUUCUUAGAAUAUUGUGUGCUAUUUAAAGAAGGAGUCAGCUCAGUUGAAAAGUUUCCUGGAUCAGAUUCAUCAGGCAAAACCAAAAAAAUGAAAAAAUUCAGAUACCAAACAGUUUUUUAA